Xylaria bambusicola is the source of this 1772-nucleotide messenger RNA. RefSeq names its product glycosyltransferase family 17 protein. Gene Ontology annotation, molecular function: beta-1,4-mannosylglycoprotein 4-beta-N-acetylglucosaminyltransferase activity. The coding region runs from base 82 to 1200 and encodes 372 amino acids. Gene Ontology annotation, biological process: protein N-linked glycosylation; N-acetylglucosamine metabolic process. Gene Ontology annotation, cellular component: membrane. The transcript has a single exon. The record is from RefSeq and is a predicted model, not a curated record. NCBI's taxonomy places the organism in Eukaryota, Fungi, Ascomycota, Sordariomycetes, Xylariales, Xylariaceae.
UGAAUAACAAUUUCCAUAGCUGGAGUAUUUUUAACGGGUGGCUAUCAUUUCACAUCGGAUCAAUGCCCCUGCGGUAGGGACAUGCCAUCUCACUUCCGCCUCGACAGGCGGAGAUGUACUCGCUUGACCUUCAUCUUCGGCUUGGUCCUGAUCUUCCUCCUAUGGCUGAACCCCAAUUGGAUAGACACAUCUGUCCACCAUGUCUCCCGCUUUGACCCGCGUGACGUAGAUCUGGCAAACCCCAAUGCGGUCCGGAAUCUGUGUCGGCAGCACGGGUGGAGCCCGUUCAAGAAUGCCCAGGAUAGAAAGGUGUUCGACCUCAUCAUGGUCAACACGGAGCUGGAAUGGCUCGAGAUUCGCCUGAACGGUACCUAUGACUACGUCGACUACUUUGUCAUUGUCGAGUCUAGUAAGACAUUCACCAACCGCGACAAGCCUUUGUUCAUCAAGGAUAAUAUGGACCGCUUCGCCGCUUACCGCGACAAGAUCAUUUACCACCAACUGGAGAUCCCGGAUGGUUUUCAUUCCGACCGUGCGAACCCGGCCUGGGCCUGGGAGGACCUGCAGCGAAAUGCUAUGUACGACCAAGUGCUACCACGCUUAACCGGCGCCAAAGCACCCGUCGAUGGGGAUGUUCUUAUCGUCGCCGACGUUGACGAACUUGUGCGUCCCGAGACUAUAACAGUGCUUAGGGCAUGCCAAUUUCCCCGACGGCUCACUCUGAGAAGCCACUUCUACUACUACAGCUUCCAGUUCAUGCAUGUCGGUACGCAGUGGGAUCACCCGCAGGCUACGUAUUACCAAGGCUGGCGGACAAUCUUGCCAGUGAACCUACGCAACUCGGAUGGUGGGUUGCAGCCGCUUAUCAAACUUGAGAAGGGUAAUCUGUGGAGCGCGGGUUGGCAUUGCUCGACGUGCUUUUCGACGAUAGAAGAGGUUCUGACCAAGCUUUCUUCAUUCUCUCAUGUGUGGAUGAACCACGAGGCCUACCGCGAUCCCGACCGCAUAGCCGAUCGGGUGCGAAACGGAAAAGACCUGUGGGAUCGCGAGGGACAGUUCUACGAACGGAUAGAAAACAAUAGAGACAUACCAGGCCUUCUUCUGGCGCAGCCAGAUCGGUUUCCGUGGCUGACCAACCGUGAUGGCCCGACCGCUGGCUUUUUAGACUAUCCGGAAAAGAAGACACCGGUUUCUGAGUAGGCGCCCAGAGAAAGAACAGGCGUUCUACAAUAGCUGCCAUCCUGUGUCUUUAAACAGAGAUGAUGACUGGGACGCUUUCUCUUCGAACCCUACAUUCUCUUCCCCGGGACAUUGGCUGCCUUGGACCUGCAUAAUGCCUCCAGAUUGGCACCGGGAAGUGCGAAUAUUCAAUAUGUAUACCUAUUUCAUCAUCAACGGCUACAUUGUCCGUAGCCUAUAUUUUUUUUUCCCCGUUCUUUGCCGCAAUCAGUUUGUACCGUUGUGACAACACGGAGCACAGCAUCUUAGAAGGAUACCCGGGUGAUGAGUACUACUACUAGUAGUCUCACGCCCUUUGUUGUACAAUAGCAUUUCUCUUGUAUACGUUAGACAGUUACUGAAUUGGCGAGAGGUUUCUUCCCUUAUUUACCAAGCCCCCGGAACUCUGCGCGAUUAUUCCUCCGUAGUCGGUCUUGCCCCGGCGUCUACCACCUUGGUGAUAAGUCGAGGUACAAGUGAUUAAUUUUCCUAGGCCGCCUUCGUUCCCGUUUGAGACGAUAACGAAACAAUAUCAUGGGUGACAAACGAUUCUA